CGGCAGGCUCAGAGGGAGGCGGGAUGCGAGCCGCACGGUCCGGGGCCGGCCACAAGCCCGGCGGCGCGCAGUUUUCUGCUUUUGCAAACCACGCGCCGGGCGCCCGUCCCGGGAGAACUGAACCCCCCGAGGGGAGGAGGCGGGAGCCGCGGGGCGAGCGGCCGGCGGGCUCCUCCCCCGGCGCCUCCGCUAUCAGCAACAAGACCAGGCGGCUGCGGCUGCGGCCGCGGCGCCGAACCUCGGAACCCGCAGACUCUUGGGCUACCGUCCGCCCGCUGCUUGCUGCCCGCAGGUCCCAGUGCCCGGUCUCUGACAGCAGAGACGCAGGCGCAGCGAAUACAGAAACAAAACCCAAGAAAUGCCUCAUUCUACAAACAAAGAACUGGUAGUUGGCAUCAUGGUAGGAACGGCUGGAAUCAGCUUGCUGCUUUUGUGGUACCACAAGGUGCGUAAACCGAGGAUAGCAAUGAAUUUACCUAAAUUUCUUUCUCUGGGUAAGACAUUUGAUUCUGUAACUUUGCAAGAUGAAACGUAUAAUGACCGAGGAACAGCAGUGAUCUUUCAAGAAAGGCAGCUUCAGAUACUGGAGAAAUUAAAUGAAUUACUGACCAAUAUGGAAGAACUCAAAGAGGAAAUCAAAUUUCUUAAAGAAACUAUUCCAAAGCUGGAGGAAUAUAUACAAGAUGAAUUUGGAGGGAAGAUAACUGUUCAUAGGAUAAGUCCUCAGCACAGAGCAAGAAAAAGAAGGCUUCCUGCAGUUCACAGUUCAGCAACAAGUAAUAGUUCAGAGGAAGCAGAAAGUGAAGGAGGGUAUAUUACUGCUAAUACCGACACAGAAGAACAGAGUUUUCCAGUCCCUAAAGCAUUUAACACACAUGUAGAAGAACUAAAUUUAGACGCCCUUCUUCAGAAGGUAGAUCACUUACGCACAGAUGACUCUGGCAAGUUGGAGAGCUUUGAACUACUUUGCGACCACAAAGAAAAGUUUAGAGAUGAAAUAGAGUUUAUGUGGCGGCUUGCUCGUGGUUAUGGAGACAUGUAUGAGCUAUCUGCAGAUACCCAAGAAAAGAAACAUUAUGCUAAUAUUGGCAAAACUUUAAGUGAAAGAGCAAUUGCUAGAGCACCUCUGAAUGGACAUUGUCAUCUGUGGUAUGCAGUUUUGUGUGGCUAUGUAUCUGAGUUUGAGGGCUUACAAAACAAAAUCAACUAUGGACAGCUCUUCCAGGAGCAUUUAGAAAUAGCAAUCCAACUUUUACCUGAAGAACCCUUUCUAUAUUACCUCAAGGGAAGAUACUGUUAUACUGUAUCAAAACUAAGCUGGAUUGAGAAAAAAAUGGCUGCUACUCUAUUUGGAAAAAUACCAUCUUCAACUGUACAAGAGGCUUUGAAAAAUUUCCUUAAGGCUGAAGACCUACACCCUGGUUAUUCCAAUGCCAAUUACCUGUUCUUGGCAAAGUGUUAUGUUGAUCUUGAAGAAAAGCAGAAUGCUUUGAAGUAUUGUGAGUUGGCAUUGCUGCUUCCUAGUGUUACCAGAGAGGAUAAAGAGGCUCAGAAAGAAAUGAAAAAAAUAAUGACUUCCUUGAAGAGACAGAGUCCCACUGUGUCAUCCUCGGUAGAGUGCUAUGACAUCACAGCUCACAGCAACCUCUAACUCUUAGGCAGGCAGAUUCUCUGAGGUGUUCCUCAGCUGUGACUCGAAUCUUUUGCCUGCACAGUAUUCAUAUGGGCUCCUCCACUUGUCCUUGUGGAACUUGAGGGCACGGGGAACCAGCAGCAAUAUCAUGUUCAUGGUGCCUGCUGAGCUGUGAGUAAUAAAGGCCUUUGUCUAGGGUCCAGCAGUCUCAUGUCUUGUGCUGUUUCUGAAACAACCAUCUGUAAGUAGGAUAAAAUCCCAAACUGCCCAACUACAGAUAGCCCCCAUUUUGGGGGGAUAACAGGGCUCCUGCUAGUCUCACAAAUGUUAAGCCCCCCUUUAAAUGUAAGAAGCAGGUUUCUGCAGACUCAUGGAGACUUAUCCUGUCUCAGGGAGUCUGAGUAUUCCAUGUUCCCUGUCCUCUCCGGUCUGCUUUGCUGCUCCAGGGUACAGUUGUCUGUCUUCCAGCUCAUUCUGUGACUGACGGCGUAGCUACAUACACCCAUUUAUGGGUUGUCUUCUUACUGCCUUCCUUCAGGAACGUUUCUUCCGAUAUUCACCAGUUAGCUUCAUGCUGUCAAACUACUACAUGACCCCAGAUACGGAUGCCUCACUGCUGAACCAUCUCUCCUCAAGCCUACACCUCAUAUAGAAUACAGCACAUCCUCCAAAGGCAAGGGCUUUGCCCCUUCACGAAGGACAGAGGGACAAGAGCUGCAUAUGUUCAAUCACAUUAUGUUUGUAAAAUCAAUAAACU
Molecule: messenger RNA, 2390 nt
Organism: Nycticebus coucang (slow loris)
Lineage: Eukaryota; Metazoa; Chordata; Mammalia; Primates; Lorisidae
Gene: RMDN2
Product: regulator of microtubule dynamics 2
Exons: 13
Coding region: 359-1651 (430 amino acids)
Cellular component (GO): cytoplasm; spindle microtubule; mitotic spindle pole
Molecular function (GO): microtubule binding
Source: RefSeq, a predicted model, not a curated record